UUUAUUAUACUUAUAAUAUUUUAAUUUAAAAUGAUUACAUUUUUUUUUUUUUGAAAACAUAAAAUGAUUACAUCAAUAACUCGCCCUGACCUUUUCUCCAAAAUCCUCAUGAUCGCCUCCUCUCCAAGGUAUUUGAAUGAUGUGGAUUACUAUGGAGGGUUCGAGCAGGAAGAUUUGGACCAACUUUUUGAAGCGAUGAGGGGGAAUUACAAAGCGUGGUGUUCUGGGUUCGCACCAUUGGCGGUUGGUGGGGAUAUGGACUCGGUUGCGGUUCAAGAGUUUAGUCGGACCCUUUUCAAUAUGAGGCCCGAUAUAGCGUUGAGCGUGGGCCAGACUAUAUUCCAAAGCGACUUGAGGCAGAUUCUGGGCUUGGUCACUGUUCCAUGCCACAUAAUCCAAAGUAUGAAGGACCUGGCUGUUCCUGUAGUUGUGUCCGAGUACCUACACCAGAACCUGGGGUCCGACUCCAUCGUCGAGGUCAUGUCAACAGAAGGUCACUUGCCCCAGCUCAGCUCCCCAGACAUAGUCAUCCCCGUCUUGCUUCGGCAUAUUCGUUGUGACAUAGCUGUUUGAACCAUGAACAACAUCAUCAUUAGUUACCAACAUAACAAAUACGUGAGCCGUAUCUUUAAUUAGUUAUCGGAUUAAUUGGAUUCGUUGAAAUUUGCAAGGGGAUGACUUCAACUAUAAGUCGAUGGAAAAUUAAGUGUACUUCAGUUCUCGGAUUAAUUAGUACGUACGACGUCGUUUUGAUGCAUGUACAACUGUAAAGUCUGUAUUAAUUAAUUGGUGUAAUGUAACAAUAUUUGAUCCGCUUGGUGCUACUAGUACUUGUUUGACUAUUGUGACAAAGGUCAUAUAUCAAGCGUAAAUGUAAUGUGUUGACUAUUGAGAGACUUCGUGGGUCAUAUAACGCCAGCCCAAAUGCAGAUAACGCCAGAUGCUGCCGAUAACGCCAGCCCAAAUGCAGAUAAAAUUGAGUAGUGACAGUUAUUACAAUCUUCUUAAUGGCCUCUUUCUUUUUUGUUCUUGUUUUAUUUUGGCUGAUUAUUUGUAGUUGGUGGCUCAUAUAUGUGUUUGUUGUAGGCAUUUUUUUUCUACUUGGUUCUAAUUCUUUUUACACCUCGAGUUCUUGAUCUUUUAGGAUCAAAUGUAUUUUUCUUUUUAAGCC
Messenger RNA from Cannabis sativa, 1171 nucleotides. RefSeq names its product probable esterase D14L. The coding region runs from base 64 to 573 and encodes 169 amino acids. NCBI's taxonomy places the organism in Eukaryota, Viridiplantae, Streptophyta, Magnoliopsida, Rosales, Cannabaceae. The record is from RefSeq and is a predicted model, not a curated record. The transcript is spliced from 3 exons. Gene Ontology annotation, biological process: response to karrikin.